CUUUCUUGACUGCACUAUCCUCUUAAGAGUCUAAGCAAGUUUCCGGAAAACUCAUGUAUGCGCUGGCGGAACCAGCAUGAAAUCCUGAUAUAUAUCGAAUCAACGUCGCUAGAAAAUCUACGAUAAGUCCCAUUCUCUAUCUAUGAUCAUCCUAGGGCCGAGUCAAUGUUCGCCAACUGACGGAUUUUAAUUGUUCCACGCCAAAUUCCCAAUGGACCUCAGGAGUUCGUGGCAAUCUGCUGGCAUUGCAGAUAGGCUCAUCUAUUCGAAGACGAGAAGAAUGUCAGGGGAUUUCGGUGAAUAGGUCCUUCCUAUAUCGACAAGUAUUCGCCAUGAACUCCAGCAUAUAAAGCAAGCCGUCUUCACCCUGUCCCCUUCGGACAUAUCUAGUCACAUAUCACAUCAUCAUCGCAAACAAUGCGUUUCUCCUCUGCGAUUUUCUUCGUCGUCGUCGCUGCUUUGACAUCAUCCAUAUCUGCCAGGCCCCAUGACGAUGGCAGUAUGCUCGCUCGGUCCGCUCAAUGUUCCACAUUUUGCGUGAGAGACUCGCAAUGCACUGGUUGUGCUCAAGGAUAUUGCACCCCCCUCUUUUGCCAAGUGAGCCGUGUUUUUGCUUUGACAUCAGUCCAGUAUGGUCGUUGGUUCUGACGCGCGAGUUACCAGUAAAUUUGCGGAGUUGAUAGACGUGUUGGGUUCUAAACAAUUUUGCUGCUGCUCGAGUCGAGCAAUGGAGAUCUUAGAGGGCUCGCUUGUAAAUGGGUUCUGAGUCCGUUGCGUGGAGCAUUUGAGAAGAGCUCAGCAACAGUGUGAUGCAAUCGUGACUGUAUGAUCCAG
Molecule: messenger RNA, 834 nt
Organism: Suillus subalutaceus
Lineage: Eukaryota; Fungi; Basidiomycota; Agaricomycetes; Boletales; Suillaceae
Exons: 3
Coding region: 418-648 (76 amino acids)
Source: RefSeq, a predicted model, not a curated record